Messenger RNA from Hevea brasiliensis (rubber tree), 1242 nucleotides. RefSeq names its product polyadenylate-binding protein 2. Gene Ontology annotation, molecular function: RNA binding. Lineage: Eukaryota; Viridiplantae; Streptophyta; Magnoliopsida; Malpighiales; Euphorbiaceae. The coding region runs from base 121 to 777 and encodes 218 amino acids. The record is from RefSeq and is a predicted model, not a curated record. The transcript has 6 exons.
UACAUUGCUCUGUGUUAGUGCACAUGCAAGGUGUAUUCAAUAAUUUCAUGGUUUAAAAGGAAACACCCACACAAAAGCAGAUUUUCUUGUUUCUAGAAACAUCAAACGAGAGCCAGAGAUAUGGAGGAAGAAGAGCAUGAGGUGUACGGUGGAGAGAUUCCUGACAUGGAAGGCGAUAUGGAACCUCACAACACCGACGUAGACAUGUCCGCCGCCGAUGAAGACGCCGUCAAGGAGCUGGAUGAGAUGAAGAAGAGGUUGAAGGAAAUGGAGGAGGAAGCAGCGGCUCUUCGCGAGAUGCAAGCUAAGGUUGAGAAAGAGAUGGGCUCUGUUCAAGAUCCAGCUAGUGCAGCUGCUAACCAGGCAAAUAGGGAGGAAGCGGAUUCUCGUUCUGUGUUUGUUGGCAAUGUUGAUUAUGCAUGCACGCCAGAAGAAGUCCAACAACACUUUCAGUCUUGUGGAACAGUUAACAGGGUUACUAUUUUGACAGACAAGUAUGGCCAGCCAAAGGGUUUUGCUUAUGUCGAAUUCCUUGAAGUAGAAGCUGUACAAGAGGCUUUGCUUCUGAAUGAAUCUGAACUACAUGGGCGUCAAUUGAAGGUUUUGCCCAAGAGGACCAAUGUUCCUGGGAUGAAGCAGUAUCGACCAAGGCGAUUCAAUCCUUACAUGGGUCACCGGUUUAGGAGGCCAUAUGUCCCUCCUUAUUUCUACUCCCCAUAUGGAUAUGGGAAGGUUCCUAGAUUCAGAAGACCAAUGCGAUACAUGCCCUAUUACUAGAAAGUUGUUAUAGGCAGUGAAGUUUAUCAUGUGGAUGGUUUCGUUCAGGAACUUGGAGUUUUUAUUUAUGAUCUUUUCAGAGGAAAAACAGAUAUUUUAUUGGUAUAAUGAUGAAUGUUGCUAUUAUUCAUAACCGAUGUUCUUAUAAGAUGAAGUUUUAAUUCAUAGGUUAUUGCUGCUGGCAAACUGUUCUUCAUCGAAUUUACUGUCAUUUGGAAGGGGGAUGAUUUGAAAGAGAAUAAGUUUGGUGGAAGCAUUUCUCAUUUAAGGGAUUGGAGCGUACCAUGCUUAGAACCUUGGCCCCUUGUUUUUAACCCAGUACUAGCAUUAUUUUGAUAUAAGGAUGCAUUUGGAUUGAGGAAUUUGAAAUCCAAUAUUUAUUUGAAUUUUUUAAACCUCAAAUAACUAUGAAACGUGACUGUGAUAUCAUAGUAAUUCAUGGCAAAGUACCUUUAAGAUGGAUUA